This is a messenger RNA of Chilo suppressalis (striped riceborer), 1902 nucleotides long. NCBI's taxonomy places the organism in Eukaryota, Metazoa, Arthropoda, Insecta, Lepidoptera, Crambidae. The record is from the annotation of a GenBank genome assembly.
AUGGAAAAGAACAAACGACGAUCAAUAUCGUACAACAGCACAAUUGCUGGUUUUGGUUGCUUGAACUCUUCAAUAACACACCCAGAGAUACCAUUUUUUAAAUUACCUGAAAUAUUGGAAAGGAGCCAUACACUUGACGAGAGAUUCCUGUAUUCUCAAACGGAGGUGCGAAGAGUACAGUGGCAUCCGACGUCCUUCUCACACUUAUUAGUGCUCGUAUCAGACAACACUAUCAGAUUAUACAACGUAGCUAUGAAGACUGGCCCAAAACUGGUCAAGAUCUUCACCAUCGGACCAAAACCUUCCGGUCUUCUAGCUGGAAAGACUAUCCUGGACAGCCUUGGAGACACCGGCGUAGACUUCACGCCCACACCUGACGCUGAACACCUGGUCAUACUAAAAGGCAAUGGAGACGUGUACAUGAUGGAAUGCAAUCUGGAAGGGAAAAGCGGUCAUCAGCCCAAACUAUCGGGUCCGUUGGCAAUGUACCCGCCCGCGGACGAUAACUACGGCACGGAGUCUUGCAGUAUAACAGCACUGGGCGGAGCCGGCGGAGACACGCCACCUCUACUAGUUGUGGCUACAUGUUCCGCUGCCUUAUACCACUGUCUGCUGCUGCCUACUGGCGUGGACAAAGAAGAUGGCGACACUCACGCCCUCUACGUGGUGGAAGCUGUGGAGCUGAACAUUACUUUAGGUCCUGACGAUGAGCACAUGCAGUAUUCCUACCCGGUGCAUCUGUACCCGUGCACGGGCAAUACGUACGCUUGUGUACAUGCUGGCGGAGUCCAUACUGUGACAUUACCCAUACUGGCGCAUCUCAAGGACUACGCGCUCGCGGACGAAGCGGAUGCUGACACAGCGCUAUCGUCGCUGUGCUCCCAGCCCAGUACGGCGCGCCAUAUUGUGUGCACUUCCACUACGGGGAGAGUGGAUCCCCCCGCGGGGGUGGUUAUUUCCCCCGCUCCUUUAGCUAAAGUGUUGGUGCUGUGCCCUGAUUCAACGCUACUGCCAAGAACCAUAGAACCUUACGACCUGGAAGAGCAGUUGUACAAAGAACUACAGUUGAAAAAUCCGGCCUUGGAACAAGACGAUAUUGAUAAAUUACUCAAAGAGAGACAGAAGCUUUCCUUCAGCAGCAUAGUACAAGAGAUUCUCAGUCGUGAAGUGUCUCAGCCGAUCCUCAACCUGAACAAGGAACAGCCGCCCGCCCUCAAUCAUAUGCUGCAGUUUCUAACGCAAGCGACUUUGCGCUUUAGAGGAGAAUAUAUGUCGCGACAGCAACGUGCUACUGAUGCAUUACUUACCAAACUACGGGCUCAAAAUGCACUCAAAGUUCAACACAAGCAGUGGCUGCAAGAUUUACAGCAAGAUGUGGAGGAAGUACAAAUUCAGUCUACAGCACUCAAGGAAAAGUGUAUGCUGGCAGAGAAACAUCAAGACGACUUCAAAUAUAGAUGCUCAACGGUAGUUCGCGAACUGCGCGGCAGUUGCGGCGUAUCAGCUGCCGAGAGGGAACUGUCGGAUCAAUUGUCUCGAUAUCAGCAGCUGGCACUGCAGCUGCAGCGGCAGAUAACGCGGCUGCAGCACCACGCCACGCACCAACGCAACCAGAUGAAGGAAUGGCAAGAGGAAUACAAAAAGAAGGACAUCGCUUUGGGAAAAUCACACAGCGACACCAUAUCAUCCAUACUGCAGCAACAAACCAGCCAAAUAUCAACAUUGAUCGAAGACACCAAACUACUCAAAGACCAACUCAGUAUCGUCUAGUGUUAUUCUUUAAUUAUAGUUAUUUUUUUUUUAAUAAUUUUUAGCCUGCAUUUAUUUAGUUUCCCUUGCUUAGAGACGUUAAUUAAUGCUAAAGUCAUUUCGUUGUCUUGUUGAAGUCGUUAAAAUGAGAGC